This is a messenger RNA of Megalops cyprinoides (Indo-Pacific tarpon), 313 nucleotides long. Its product is annotated as retinal cone rhodopsin-sensitive cGMP 3',5'-cyclic phosphodiesterase subunit gamma-like. NCBI's taxonomy places the organism in Eukaryota, Metazoa, Chordata, Actinopteri, Elopiformes, Megalopidae. The transcript is spliced from 4 exons. Gene Ontology annotation, cellular component: photoreceptor outer segment membrane. Gene Ontology annotation, biological process: visual perception; positive regulation of G protein-coupled receptor signaling pathway; positive regulation of epidermal growth factor receptor signaling pathway. Gene Ontology annotation, molecular function: cGMP binding; 3',5'-cyclic-nucleotide phosphodiesterase activity. The record is from RefSeq and is a predicted model, not a curated record. Bases 80 to 313 code for a protein of 77 amino acids.
UUUUACACCUUCUCUCAGAGGAGUCGUGGACUCAUUGCUCAGGAAGCAGCACUACUGUAAAAACAAGUAAGCAGCAGACAUGAACGCAGAAGCCCCCGCAGCAAGCGCCGCUGGCCCCAGCAAGGGACCCCCCAGGUUCAAGCAGAGGAGUGUCCGCACAUUCAAGAGCAAGGCCCCAAAGCCUGGCCAGAAGGGAUUUGGUGAUGACAUCCCUGGAAUGGAGGGUCUCGGCACAGACAUCACUGUUGUCUGCCCCUGGGAGGCCUUUGGUGACAUGGAGCUGAGCGACCUGGCAAAAUACGGCAUUGUCUAA